GCCCAGUUUUCCGCCCCGCAGAACCUGAGUGGCACGGCUGGGACCCUGCACGUUAGCUUAAUGGACCUGUCCUGGGCCACGCAAGAGAGUGAGGCGGUGGCAGAAAAGAUGCUCCGGUACCGGCGGGAUGCGUCGGGCUGGAAGAAGUGCCGGGAAGGCAAUGGAGUUUCAGUUUCCUGGAGGCCAUCUGAGGAGUUUCCAGGGAAUCUGUACCGGGGAGAAGGGAUUCUCUGUGGGACACCAGAAGAGGUGUGGAAUUGCGUGAAGCCAGUUGCUGGGGGCCUCCGGGAGAAGUGGGAUGACAAUGUGAGCAGCUUUGAAAUUGUCCAGAGCAUCACGGAUAUGCUGUGUGUGAGCAGAACCUCCACGCCCUCAGCUGCCAUGAAGCUCAUUUCCCCCAGGGACUUUGUGGACUUGGUGCUGGUGAAGAAGUAUGAGGAUGGCACCAUCAGCUCCAAUGCUACCCACGUGGAGCAUCCAUUGUGUCCCCCAAAGCCUGGUUUUGUGAGAGGAUUUAACCAUCCAUGCGGGUGCUUCUGUGAACCAGUGCCAGGGGAGCCCAACAAAACCAACCUGGUCACAUUCUUCCAGACAGACUUGAGUGGCUACCUCCCUCAGAGUGUGGUAGACUCCUUCUUCCCUCGAAGCAUGGCUGAGUUCUACCCCAACCUUCAGAAGGCAGUGAGGAAGUUCCAUCACUGACAGUCGCCCAUUGGCAAGGAUUGCCUAUGGUCCUUCAGGAACUCCAGCUGUUGAGCCUCAAAGAACACGGAAGAGCUGCUGUGGCUUUUUGAGAUGCCAUAGUAAACAGCGAAUCUCAGGGUACCAUUCCAGAGGAGCAGCCCAUCCCCCCAUACCACCCUUCUUUCUCUUGGGCUUGGUGUAGAAGCUGCUGUCCAUCAACUUGAUGUGGUGUUCGCAUAUGCCUGGCAGGCCAGAGCAGGUCCCGCUCUAACCACCUGAGAGAUGGCUCAAGUACUCUUUGAUUCCUUGUGGUCUAGAGCCCUAUGUGCUGGUUGCUGUCAGGCACCUUGUCCCUGUGCUGGUCUUAAAUAAUCAUCAUCCAUUGUGGUUGCUAAGGUUCCUCUGGCAUCUGGAGUUCUCAGACUCUUGUGUUCCCUUUCCAGUAUGCUUUUGUGUACAAAUUUUUAGCACAAGACUUUCCCGCUUUACAAAGGUGUCAACUUGGAAAAUGAUGUUUUAAAGCACAGGAUAAGCCUUAAGGAAAAACACUUUCAGUUUACCUUUUGUGGUAUCUUCCAUCAGAAUCAUCUCUUCCUAUCUGUUUUUCCCUUCAUGGGUUAAGGUUCACGUCCUUGUGAAACCGAUUUGUAUCUGCCUCAGGCCAAUUUGUAUAAUCAGGAAGAAGUGUGUGAGUUCUUGUGGCCCCCGUGAGUGAAUCUAAGUGGGGCCAGCUGCUCUUGUGUGCAUGCUGGACUCUGGGGAGGGGAGCCCCCUGGCAUAUACCUCACUAUGCCCUCAGUCAUGAUGGUGAGGCAAGGGUGCUGGGGACCCCUCAGGCUUUUCUGCCAUUAGGAGGGAGGGGAGAAUGUCUCCUAUGCUAUGAGACUGCACGCCUACAGUAUCUAACACUGACCACAAAGCCUGCCAUUCCUUUAGGGACAAAGGGGAUCUCCUUAGCUUUCCAAAUACAUUUAGAUUCAUGUUUUCCAUCACAUGGAGAAAGGAAAGAUCUCUGUGGGCUGGCACUGUCUUCAGAGACAUGGUGCCCUCACAGCCCAGCCAGAUGCCUGCCCCCCUUUAGUAGAUUUUAGUAAUUCCCCUACUCUUUCUGCCUUUGUUCUUCUCACUGUUGGUGGGCAGCUUGCAUCUAGUCAAAGGGCUCAUUAGGACAUUGUUUCAUUUUGACAGGGCUUGUUCAGAACUUCCCGAAGUCUCUAUGGAUCUCUCAGGUUUUCCCACUGCUGCCCUGUUCCCUAGGGUUUGGAUACUGACCUUUGACCUCUCUCUGUGGUCUCGCUCUGGGUUUGUCUCCAUAUGAAACUUACUUACUUACUAUACCAUUAUUUAGGAUGUGAUCCACCUUGGGUUUUUUGAGGCAGGCUUUCUCAUUGGCCUUAGAUUCACCAAAUAGGCUAGGCUGGAUGGCCAGUAAGUUAUAGGGACCCACAUCUUUCUGCUUCCCCAGGUCUGGAAUUACACGUUGAAUGUCACAACAUGUGGUUCUUUUCUUUUCUUCUCUUUUCUUUUUGUUUGGUUGGUUGCUUGGUUGGUUUUAUUUUUUAUUUUUUCUUGUCUCUCAGAUUUAAGUUCAGGUCACCAUGCUUGCACAGCAAGCAUUUUACUGACAGCUGUCUCCCCAGCCCCACACCUUUACUGUUAGAUCAAAUGUACCUUCUAUUAAAUCUGAUGGAUUCAUAUAAAUAGUA
Molecule: messenger RNA, 2390 nt
Organism: Mastomys coucha (southern multimammate mouse)
Lineage: Eukaryota; Metazoa; Chordata; Mammalia; Rodentia; Muridae
Gene: Stard5
Product: StAR related lipid transfer domain containing 5
Exons: 6
Coding region: 61-702 (213 amino acids)
Molecular function (GO): lipid binding
Source: RefSeq, a predicted model, not a curated record